Paramisgurnus dabryanus is the source of this 2677-nucleotide messenger RNA. RefSeq lists its product as uncharacterized. NCBI's taxonomy places the organism in Eukaryota, Metazoa, Chordata, Actinopteri, Cypriniformes, Cobitidae. The record is from RefSeq and is a predicted model, not a curated record.
AGUUCAGUUUAAUUUCACAAAGGGUAGGACCCUUUUACGGAGCGUGAGGGUUUAUUUAUUACGUUUGUAUCUGCAACUAUCAUUAGUUAUACGACACACAGACAUGGAUCUUCAUCGGGCGAAGAAGUGUUUUUCUGUUGAAGAAGUUUUACAAGAGUUAACUGAAAGCAGCGAUGAAAAGAAAAGCCGUGAGGAGGAAGAAGAAUUUAGUGAUGAUGAGGAUGGACUGAGUGAUGAUGAAAGCACAAGUGAUGAUGAAAGCACAAGUGAUGAUGAAAGCACCAGUGAUAUAGAAAGCACCAGUGAUAUAGAAAGCACCAGUGAUGAAGAAAGCACCAGUGAAGAAGACAGCACCAGUAAUGAUGAAAACACCAGUGAUGAAGAAGAUGAUUUAAGUGGUAAAGAGGAUGGAUUCCGUUAUGAUGAGGAUAAAUUCUACAGUUAUGAGGAGGAUGAGGGAGCCAUUGAUGAAGAAGAAAUUGUAGCUCUUUUGGGUUCUCGUGCUGAGGAUACAGAGGCCUGCAAACAACCUAAAAAGAGACCCCGUCUGUCAAACUCUGCAUUUUUUAACUACAGCAGUGAGAGAAACAAAAAAAGAAAGACAACAUCAUUAUUUGAUUGUUCCUUUGGCACCUCUGAACAUGAAGAUGUCUUUAAGCCAGCGAGGACGCCAGGACCACAGCUGACAUCCACAGCAUCAUACAGCCCACUGCAGUUAUUCCAGCGGUUUAUAUCUGACUCAAUGUUGGAGACGGUGGUUGUGAAUACAAACGCUUAUGGGGCCGAGCGUCAACUGGACGAGAAGCCCUUCAUAAACAUCUCUUUGAAUGACAUGUACUCGUAUGUCACAAUGCUUUUAUUUAUGGGAUUGUCAAAGUGUUUUUCACUGAGGGACUUCUGGAGGAAGACUAAAAUUCACCAUCCUGAUUUUCCUUUCAAAGUCAUGACUUUGGAGAAAUAUUCGUACAUCGAGUCUACACUUCAUCUGAGUGACCCCAAGAAAGAUGCUGAAAACGACAAAAAGAGAAGAACAUCUGCCUAUGACAGCCUUUGCAAAAUCAAACCGAUGUAUCUGCAACUGAGAGAUGCAUGCAAGACCUACUUCCAUCCUCACCAGAACAUCACUGUUAAUGAGUGGGUGAUAGAAAAAGACAACGGCUGGUAUAAACACUUGAAAUACAUAGCACUCAAGGUUGGAUACAAACUGUUUGGGUUGUCGGAUUCGCUGUAUGGUUACACCUGGGAUUUUUUUAUAUGUAAGGGUACAAAACCUGGUGAAAGCUAUGAGUCUGUCAUGACCCUGAUGGGGGAAAAGUUGGGAGGAGGCUACAAACUCCACAUCGACAUCAUUCACAACAGUCAAGAAGUGAUCAGAGACCUCCAAGAAAACAACAUAAGGAGUCGGACCUGUGUGCCAGCUCCAUCCAACAUGAAUCAAAUCAUAGUCAACAAGUUUCACAGAACUACAGAUGCUUUAUUGAGCAAUUACACAGUCAUAAAGAAGACCACAAAGUGGUUCCAGUUCUUAUUUUACCACUUUGUGGAUGUAGCUGUUGUGAACGCCUUCAGUAUUCACCGUCAGAUGGCCCAGAUGAAGAAUCAGAAGCCAAUGACACACAAGGGUUUUCGGGAGGCUCUUAUCAUGGAACUGGCUGACCUUGUGUCUGUGGAUAAAAAACGUUCCUCCAUGUCCUCCUGUUCAUGAUUUGCACUUGAUGACGUACAUCACACCGGACGGCACAAGUGGGAGGCGUCAGUGCAGACUUUGUAAGAAAAAGACUCAGACUAUUUGUCAAAAGUGUGAUGUGGCGUUGUGCUUGCAUCCGACACGUGCUUCAGAGACUGGCACCUUCAAAAGAAGUGCGUGUAAUUUUAGAUUUAUAUUCUUGUUUGAAGUACUUUAAACAGGUCCUUUUUUUCUGAAAAAGCUUUGACACUAUAAAUAUUUUAUAUUGGCACUGUUUUAUUGAAAUCUUUUUAUCCAUAUGUAAUUGUGUGUAACAUUUCAACAAAAGUGCAAUCUGUGGCCUUUUGAAGUCUCCAAGUGACCAUUUUAUGAACUUACUCUGAAAGUUUCUUGACUUUGAAACACAAAUUUUUACUACUUGUGACUUUAAAUUGAGUUUAUUUGGUUUGGGUUGCACAUUUAUAUUUUUAUUAAAACUAUGCAAAGAAAUUUAGUUUCACCAAACUUUGGCAUCUAUUUUUUUUACAUCUGGCCAAAUAAGUCCAAAGUGUCUUCUUUCAGAAUAUCAAGAAUGUUCAUGAGAGGUGUUUUGAUCUGGACAUGUAGUUUUUAUAAUUUAUGCUUAAAUCAGGGGUGUUUUAAUAGUCACUGUGAUCAUAAACGUACAGGUAAAACAAGCUUAAAGAUAAAUUACUGACCGUUUAUUCAGGUUCAAUUACCCAUUUAAGUAGAUUUUUUUUCAACAGGCUUAAACUUGAUUGUUGUUUGAAAGAUUCCCCAAAGUCCUCUGAUAACUUCUUCAAAUCUUAUUUUUGGGGGCGUUGAGGGUUGUAAAAAAUAAAAAAGAACAAAAUCUGAACAAAAAAGAUGCAUGUAGUUGGUAAUGUGUAAUAUUAAACCUCUGAAUAUGUAAACGGGUGUCAAUGUAUCAUUUGGUUGUAAAUUGGUGGGUAAGAGGUCGUGCAAAACUACAACCCUGACAAAAUUUAC